AGUGAUAAUGGUGUCAGUUACUGUGAGUUUCCUCUGGUCUAGCACUGACAGCUUGGGUCAGUAAGAAAAGUAAUAACACUAGUACAGUUUGAAAAAUUCAGCAGUUGAGACUUUACAACGGGUCAAUAGAAUGGUGGGGGAGGGGUGAGGAAAAUUUUGAUCUUCCAGGACACUUUUUGUUGUUUAUCAACAUUUUCUUUCUCUCUUUAUGUUAUUAAUAUUGAUCUGGUAAUAUUGAUCUUUUCCAUGCAAUUUGGUGAUAUUUUUACGUGGUCCAGAUGAGUGAGUCACCAUUUCAAGAGGAAGCCAAAUCUGCUCAGGAAAAUGGAAAAGACAACAAAGAAAAGAAAGAGGAUUCAACUGAAGAGACAGAGCCUAUUAAGGGCUCACAGAGUUUACCAGAUGUUUCUGCAACAGAGACCAGCAACCAUGUGGCAGAAGAAGCAACAGAUGAAAUAAAAUCUCAAGAAUCAAAGCUGGUGAGACAGCCAGAAAUUCCAACUAGUUCAACAAAGGACGCUAUCCCUGAAGUCUCAGGGAAUGAUGUGAUUAGAAAACCUGAAAAAGUGAUUUUUUCUUUAGAUGAAACUAAACCAAAAUCAAAGCUAGAACAACCAUGGAGGAAAAAUCUUUUGGAAAGAGUGGAGGCGAGUGCCCGGAAAAUACAGCAGAAAAUAAUAGAUAAAGAUAAUCUAAAGAAGGAACUAGAAAAAAAGUCUGAAAAAAAACUCCCUAAGGAUAAUUUAGCCCAACAGUGGUUUGAUACUGAAACUACGACACUGAAAACUCGUGCAUAUUUGCUGGACAAACUUCUUCCCACCUUAGUUCCUGGAGUGGAAAAAAUGUUAAUGCAAUUAGAAAAGAAAAAGAUUUUGACAGAAGCUGAUACUCCAACCAAGUUUGAUCCAAUUAAUUAUUUGGGAGAAUAUUUAAUGAGAAACAAUCCUUCUUAUGUCAAAGCUCCAAAAAUGUCUGGUUACCAGAGGGUGAUGAGAGAUGUCACAGAAGAACUGAAGGUGUAUGUUCCUGACACUAUUUGCUACAGAGUAUCUAAGAUGAAGGAGAAUGUUACACAGAAAAGAGAACAAAGAGUCCACAUAAACACAAUCAAAGUCAAGGUGGCCAGCGUGCGGAAACAGGCUCUGCAGGAACAAUUUGAUGAAUGGAUUCUAGACCCUAGAGGAAUGAUUCCUACCAUAGUGAUUCAAAAUGUUCUUCAUGAAUUUUUCCAAAAGCCAGAAUUCGAGCUUGAAUCACAUUGCAAACAAUUGGAUUUUACUGACUCCGUAGAAUCAGGAUUGAACAAAACGGAAUUUUCAGAAUACAUCUCUUCACAUAUUGCAGACCUUAAAAGUGAAAUUUUUGAGGAACUUCUGAAGCAUCUUUGCCACUGUGCAGAUGAUUUCCGGGAGGUUGUAAAAGCUGACUUACAGAGACAGAUGUUUGCUGACCUCUUUCUAUAUUGUGACUCUGGGAAGGUAGGGGUUUUGGAUCGGCAGAGGACAUUGGCCUUGCUGGAAACAUUCUAUGAUAGACUUAAACGAAGGCGUAAGCAUUUACUCGGAAACCCAAGACAAUGGCCAUUUGUUGAAUUUGAAGAGAUAGACUUGCUUGAGUUCUGGGGAGACAUGGAUAAUCAGAAACAUAUUUAUGAAGACUUUGAUAAGGUGCUUUUAAGGAUGAAUGCAUUACUUUCUGAAAAACAUGACAGCAAAACUCAGAAUCAGUUAUCAGAAAACCAACAAGAACUUGAUGAACAGAGGAAAUCAAGCCUACCAGAACAGCAGAGAGUGACAACUGCAGAGCAAGGACCACAAAGAAUUUCAACUGCAGAACAAGAACCCUAUGAAGAACCAGACACAGAACAAGAAAAUAUCCCAGAGUCAAUUACAGAACAAGAGACAGAACAGAGACUACACAGAGGAUCAAUUAAAGGACAAGGACAGCACAAAGGGUCAGCACCCAGAAGGUCGACUGAAGGACAAGGGUCACGCAGAAGUUCCAUGAUAGAACAGGGAGCACCCAGAAGGUCAGUUGAAGAACAAGGAUCACGCAGAAGCUCCAUGACAGAACAGGGAACACCCAGAAGAUCAAUUGAAGGGCAAGGGUCACGCAGAAGCUCCAUGAUAGAACAGGGAGCACCCAGAAGGUCAGUUGAAGAACAAGGGUCACGCAGAAGCUCCAUGACAGAACAGGGAACACCCAGAAGGUCAGUUGAAGNACAAGGGUCACGCAGAAGCUCCAUGACAGAACAGGGAACACCCAGAAGGUCAAUUGAAGGACAAGGGUCACGCAGAAGCUCCAUGGUAGAACAAGAACCAAGAAGAGAGUCAGUUACACAACAAGGGUCACGCAGAAGCUCCAUGAUAGAACAAGAACCAAGAAGAGAGUCUGUUGCAGAACAAGGGUCACGCAGAAGCUCCAUGGUAGAACAAGAACCAAGAAGAGAGUCAGUUACACAAGGGUCACGCAAAAGCUCCAUGGUAGAACAAGAACCAAGAAGAGAGUCUGUUGCAGAACAAGGGUCACGCAGAAGCUCCACGGUAGAACAAGAACCAAGAAGAGAGUCUGUUGUAGAACAAGGGUCACACAGAAGCUCCAUGGUAGAGCAAGAACCAAGAAGAGAGUCAGUUACACAACAAGGGUCACGCAGAAGCUCCAUGGUAGAACAAGAACCAAGAAGAGAGUCAGUUGCAGAACAAGGGUCACACAGAGAGUCAGUUUCUGAACAAGGGAAGAGCAAAGCAUCAAUAACAGGACAAGGACCACGUAGAAUGUCAUCUUCAGAACAUGGAUCACGCAGAGGGUCAACAGCAGGACAAAGUCAGCACAAAGGAUCAACAGCAGAGCAAGGACCACACAAAACAUCAUUUUCAGAAUAUGGAUCACGCACAGAGUUAACAACAGAAGAACCACACACAGAAGAGCAUGAUCUAUAUGGAGAGAGAAUUCCAGAAAAACAAGAGGAUGUAGACUCAACUUCACCAUCAAGGGAAGUUAGAAUCUCUAGAACAAGUGCAGAAUCUGAAUAUAUUGAAUUCCCUUCACAAGAAAAGGAGCAACUGUAUGAAGAGGAAUUAUUAGAAGAACUACAAGAGGACCUUCCUACAUCCAGUAAAAAAGGUAUUUCAGCUACCACAGGAAAAGACAUUCAGAAAGACAGAUCCUGUGAACCCAAGUCCCCCAAAAUAGAAGGAAAAUCAUGGUCAGGUGAAUUUUUUGCUUGUAACUGGAGGAGGAAGUAUGUCAAAUUUGAAGAUGAGGAUCAAGCACACUUAAUCUAUAAUAACUCCAAGUUUACAGACCUACACCCGAUUAUCAGAAAUAUUCAGUCUUACAAGGAAAUAAGAGGGAGGAGUGCCUUCAAUGGAGUUUCCUUCAAUCUGCUCCAGUUUGUGCAGCUCCUAGAGACAUUUGUUGGUGAAGAUGCCCCCUUGAGUGUCAGCGAGAGUCUCAUUUCCUUUUUUAAGAGGGGCUAUUUUGAAACAAAAGAAGAGAAAAUGAGUGCCUUAGAACAGGUUAGACAAAAGGCUUUCCAAGUCCGCCGGGAGCUUCUUCUAGAAGCCCUCUUUCAGAAGUGGGACAGUGAUGGCUCAGGCUUCCUGGAUCUGAGAGAAGUUGAUGAACUCUUGUACACAUACAAGGAGGGAAUGGAAAGAGAAUGUAUGAAGAAAGCUAAACUACACUUCCAGUUUCCAAAGUCAUACCAUGGACAUGAAGUAAAGUUGUCUUCAAAACAAUUUCAGAAAUACAUAGAAUUGGUAGUAUCUGAACUCAGGGGCAAUGAAGAUCAAGUUAUGGAAAGUAUUGUGGAAUUUCUGAUGAAUUCUUUAAAGAGGAGCCAUAUUGAGGGUCUUAGGAAUUGUGCAAGACGAAAAUGGCUGCACCAAAUCCAACAUGCUGCAGAGACAAGUGGAGUGUCUGUGGAGCCAGUAUACACUGAGACCUUUAAGACCCUCACCCAGGAUGCUGAAGCUCAUGGAAAUAAGAAGAUUAGUGCUCACAUUUCCCUCUUAGAAGAAAAUGAACUAUUGCCUGAUCGAGGGUCUGUUCUACUGAGAAAUGUGGCUUGUACCCUAGAUGAUGCUUCAUUCGUACUGAACAGAGUACUUUACCGGGACAUGGAAGGAAUCAGCUUUUCAGUAGUGGAUGAAGGGAAGCCAGUCCAUGUCCCCCAAGUACAGUACCAUGGGAACAUCAUCUUCUGGAACCAUUCCCGCAAUAAGAAUGAUCGAAAUGGGUCAUUACUGGCUCUGCCUCUGCAUGAUGCAUAUAUGAGGAUCUUUGGGGUCCUGGCAGUUGACACACUUAGAGAUCCCCACAAAAUAAACAUCUUCUUACCUCAUGAGAUCAGAUUCUAUCAGGGUGUUGCCAAUGUCUUUAGCACUGCCUAUCACUACGUUCACAGCCGGGAGCACAUCCUUCAUAUUGUGAUCACUGGCAUUGGCUGGCUCUUCAAUGUCACAUCCAACAUCAUCUCCAUCACUACAUACUUUGUUGAGCCUAGCCCACACCAGGAUUCAGACUAUGUUUUACGCAAUAUGAUGGUUACAGGGAAGCUGGGUCUAACAAAAAUCCACACAAAUCCCCCUAUUACCUUCAGGAAAACAUGUGUCUUCAGCUUCAGAGAUUUCCUCUUCAAGUGUACAGACAGUUCAGAAGUUGUUCUGGCCUCUGCCCGUGGAGAAACCCAUAUAGUAAUUCCCCUUCGUGAGAGAACAGGAGAGGCUCUGGGAGCCCUUGAUGUUAACAUUGGCCAGACCAGGAUGUUGUUCUAUCAAGAAUAUAAAGAUCUACAGAAAAUGAUGAAGGUGAUCCAAGCUGCCUGCUAUGAAAUACUAGGAGAAUUCUCCGGAGAGAUAAAGAAAAACAUUGUCUUAGAGAUGGAAAAAGUUGGGGAAGUCCAACGAGCAGGAAUUAUCUUCUUCCGAAUCAUGCUGCAGGAACUGCAGGCAUGCCUCAAACUACUUAGUUCCAUGGACUUUGUGACACUGUUGCUCUACGAUCAUAAUACUCAGAUAGAGACAACAUCUUCUAAAGACAGCAAGGCCAAGGAGUUGAAAGCCCACGUAAACCUAGUGCAUGACAUCCUGAAGGGAGUUAUUUUAUUCUUUCAUACAGAUUUGGAAUCUGAACCUGCAAGUGAAUCUGAAUCUGAAUCUGAAUCAGAAGAUUGGGAUAAGGAUAAACUUUUUGUUAACAAAUAUUUAGUGGAGAGUAUUUGUUCCUUUGAUCCAACUGCUAGCCAUGUGGAAGUCAACGUACAGCUCAUUAAUAAAUAUAUCAAAGGUCAUUCCCGAAUUGAAGUAUGGAAAUUUGGUAAUACUGUCAUUGAACUUCUGUAUCACUGGAUACACGUCUGUUUAGCUCUUAUGCAACUAAGCAAAAAAGUUAAUAAUGCUAUUAUACCUCCAUUACCCUCCAAGUCUGACAGCAGUAGGUAUGCAAAAAUGCCUGGGGAACCUUUGCCAAAGAAAUAAUGUUAAUGGAAAUGGUACUGGAUUUAGAAUAUAUUGGUCAUUCAUGUUCAGUGUAACUAUAAAAUAUUUUCAACUGGGAAAGAAGUGCCACAUAGACAUAUUCUGCUCCUAGACAUUUACCUCAGCAUUUUCUAAAUCCAGAAGUACUACCUAAGGAGAAAAUUUAACUAAAAAAUAUCCAGUUAAUGUAGCCAUAAUCAAAAGUAUUUUAGUACAUCAUAGAAUAUAUCUGAAAGUUCCCUUUUCAUUUGAACUUUGUGUAUACCAUGAAACUACUAUAGAUGAUUGGGUGGUUACUUUUAAUAUGUUUUAAGGGAAAACUUAGGAAAAAAAUGGCAGUUUUUACAUCAAAAGGGAACCAAAUAAAGAUUUUAAGAAAUGGA
Molecule: messenger RNA, 5863 nt
Organism: Ictidomys tridecemlineatus (thirteen-lined ground squirrel)
Lineage: Eukaryota; Metazoa; Chordata; Mammalia; Rodentia; Sciuridae
Source: RefSeq, a predicted model, not a curated record